AUGUCACAUGUGCAACAACGUGCCAUCGAGUGUCCUUUGGCCUCCCUAGGCCAUAAUACGCCCACAUUAGAUGCCCAUCAAGGGUACCAUCACCCCUUGAGUACGAGUCCUCUCGACACUCAAGCAUAUCAAAUGCUCCGAAAGUCCCAAGAAUCCCCCAUUUUAUCGAUAGAUUCCGACAAAAUUCGUCUCAAGAACACUGACACGAGUCGAUCGAGUCGUUCUGCGUCAUCAAAUGCCAACAAUAGUGACUCACCUCCGCAAAUUUACCCCAGGAAUGCCGCGUCAACACCCAAAAACGACGCAUUUUUAUCGCAUUGCGACUUGCAACGCCUGCGAAAUCAAACGUAUACGCCAAUCGAAACGAUUCUCCGGGGCUCGUAUCCUCAUCCUCCCUCAAUGCCGGUAGCGCCGAACCUUCAAAGACGCGGGCAAAGCACUUUUAACCUCGACGACGACUCGAUCCACUCAAUUGGCGAACUCACGGAUGUCGAGAGAUUUUUCCUCGGCGAAAAAAUGUCAUCGAUUUUCAUCAAUAGUCGGAAUGGCGUCUAUGGCAGCACGAGUAGUGGCGAUAGCGGCACCAAUCGAUCAGCGAAAGAGUCGAAUAUGAAGAAUUCCGGUGAUAAUUCGCGAUAUUUUCAUCAUCAGGAACAAGAUCCCAGUUACAAUUACUAUUCCGUACCGUCGAACGGGCAAAUAAAUGAAUUUAAUUCACCGGCAGGCAGAAGACGAGCAUCCAGUCCUGACACAAGUGGCUCCGACAGAUAUUUUUUGGAUCGAUUACGUGGUUCGCCAAACUUUACGGCAUCGCCGCAACGUCAUCACGCCCAAAAAUCCCUCAUGCACAAAAGUAUCGACGGUUAUUCGCAAGUCAUGGAUGGCCAAACGAUGGUAAUUGGUCGUCAUUCGCCACUGGAUCAGGGUUAUCACACAUUAAACACGCCAUCGCCGCCAUCCACGCACACCCAACUCUACCUGCCAACCGCAACGCAAUGGACGACGACAAGUAACAUGCUGAAAAAAGUGAAUCCCAAACCGGGAAAGGGCUUCAAUCGACUCAGCAACGACCUCGUACUGCGAAUAUUCGAGUGGUUGGACAGCAGUGACCUUUGUAACUUGACACAAGUUUGCAAGCGAUUCGAGACACUUGUAUGGAAUCCGGUGUUGUGGCGAAAUAUCAUCAUAAAAGGUGAGAAUCGAUCGGGAGACAAAGCGUUACGGACAAUUUUUCGUCGGUUGUGUGGGCAAACGAGAAACGGACUUUGUCCCAUUGUUGAACGUGUCAUGCUGAGUGAAGGCUGCAAAAUCAGUGACAAGGGACUGCAAUUGCUGAGUAGACGGUGCCCGAGUUUGUCGCACCUGCAACUGCAAAAUAGCACGUCGGUGACGAAUCAAGCGUUAUUUGAUCUCGUUACGAAAUGCACCAACUUGCAACAUUUGGACAUAACUGGAUGUUAUCAAAUUACCACAGUAGACAUCAAUCCAACGCUCCAGUCGGCCAACGGGAAACUCCAAUUGCAACAUCUCGAUUUGACGGACUGCGUUUCACUGAAUGACACGGGAUUAAAAGUUGUCGUAAAGAAUUGCCCGUUACUUGUUUACCUUUAUUUGCGACGUUGUGUCCAAAUUACGGAUGCUGGACUGAAAUUCGUGCCUGCCUAUUGUUUGAACAUUAAGGAGAUUAGUAUAUCGGACUGCAUUAACAUCACGGAUUUUGGGCUUUAUGAGUUGGCGAAGCUCGGAGCGAAUCUGCGGUAUUUGUCGGUAGCAAAGUGCGAGAGGAUAACGGAUGCGGGAAUUAAAGUCAUUGGAAGGAAAUGUUAUAAGCUGCGGUAUCUCAAUGCGAGGGGCUGCGAGACUGUGAGCGAUGACUCGAUUAAUAUUUUGGCGAGAGCUUGCACGAGAUUGCGCGCAUUAGACGUCGGCAAAUGCGACAUAAGUGACGCCGGAUUACGUGCCUUGGCCGAAAGUUGUCCGAACCUGAAGAAACUCAGCUUGAAAAAUUGUGAUAUGAUUACUGAUCGUGGAAUUCAAUGCAUCGCAUACUGUUGCCGCGGCUUGCAAUUCCUCAACAUCCAAGAUUGCCAGAUAUCACUCGAAGGCUACAAAAGCGUGAAAAAAUACUGCAAACGCUGCACUAUUGAACACACAAAUCCCGGGUUCUGUUAA
Messenger RNA from Culicoides brevitarsis, 2172 nucleotides. RefSeq names its product F-box/LRR-repeat protein 7-like. The transcript is spliced from 4 exons. The record is from RefSeq and is a predicted model, not a curated record. Gene Ontology annotation, molecular function: protein binding. Gene Ontology annotation, cellular component: cytoplasm. Bases 1 to 2172 code for a protein of 723 amino acids. Lineage: Eukaryota; Metazoa; Arthropoda; Insecta; Diptera; Ceratopogonidae.